GCUCGCGCGGAGAGUGAGGAACGCACGCGAGGCGAGGACUCUUUUACUUACUGCAAUACAAACAAAGAGUCUCUGGAGGCAUUUUUCUCAAGGCAGCAGUGCGUUGACAAAAUCUCACAAAAUCGGGGCAUGAGCUGGGGCAUGAGAGAAGGCUCAGGAGGCAAAGUCACCGCUCACUGGCUCGUUUUCCUUCUUGCUGCUGCUUCCCGUGGCCAAAGGGCGAUGCUGGCUUCUUAACGCUUGGCUGUCUGCGAGUGAUUACGCUUCUCUUUCUACCUCUACCUCUACCCCCUCCCUCCCUCCCUCGUGUGGUCGUAUGUGUGUCUGACUGACUGACUGAGAUGGUCGUCAGCUGCAUGACGCUAAUUGAGACUUUCUGUGUGAGGGGCUUUUCCUUGUCGUGUGCAUAUGUCAACGGCCCGACCGCUGAUUGAAUAGUCGGGCAGGCUGGCGUGUUGGAAUGCUCACCGACGAUAAGCCUCCAAGGUACACGCACACACACACACACACACGGAGUGCAGCAGACACACAGACACACUCAUAUAUCUCUUUGUCAUAAUGUGUGGCUCGUGUGUGUGUGUGUAUGUGAUGGCUUCGUUCAGUUCCCCUCUGCAGUAUCCAUGGCCGUUCGAAGCAUCGUCUCACAUCCUUGUCAACAAGAAGGUCUCAUCCACAUCAACAUCCCGACCUGCGCCACUCCCACCACUCCCACCACCCGCCAUCUCUGACAAGCAACACCCGCAACACCACCAACAACAACAGCAGCAGCAGCAGCACUUGGCUGACCGACCUGAAGACUCCCCGCCCCCUCUGCAAGAGCAGACACCCAGCAGCCCCAUCCAACCGUCGUGCGACGACAAGCCCCAGCCAAAGGCGGCGGCAAAAGCAGAGCCACGUGCUGAAGAGUUCAGCCCCAUCCCGAUUGCCCUGCCAGCGCGGGCGUACCUCAACGACCGGAGCGACGGUGCGCAUCCGUCGCCCAUCCUGACGAUCCAACGGCCGCCGAUCUUCAACCCCAAGGGUCCGCUGCCGACAUUGGACGACAUGAGGAGCGACUGUGUGGACAACAGCAGCAAGGGGGAGGGGGUGGGCAUCGACGAUAUCAAGGACACUGAGAGCGACUGGGGGGUACUCGAGAGGGACGACAGCGAAUUCGACGAAGAGGGUGAGUGAGAGAAUGAAUGACAAAGAAAUGUCUGCCUUGAGUGGCGGGCAGGAUCCAUGUCUGUGUGUAUGCGUGUGGGCGUGUCUGUGUGGCUCACUCGUGUCUGCAGGCAGUGCUCGAUUUGGGUUUGGUUUCGACGACGAUGUGCCGGAUGGGAGCGGCAGCGAGAGGAGCAUUUGCCUGCCGAUGGAAGAAGUCUGGCUGCCACACUGGCGCAAAGACGUACGCCGAUGGAGCAACGACACCAUACACACACACAUCCAUCCAUCCACAAAUCAUUCAUCUGUCAUUCAUUCUGUCUUUCGUUCGUCCCAGGAGCUGCACAAGGCUGUGGAGCUGUCCUUCAUGCUGCCCAGUUUGGACCUCCCCAUCCCCACCCCCCGCCGACCACGCAAACUCACAGCUCGCGACCGCUCCCUCUCCGUGCCCAACAUCCCCGUCCCCGACUCGCCCGACCCACCCGCCCGCUUCCUCGCCGAGCAGGAUGGGCAGACAGACCCCCUCUUCUCACAUGCCCUCGAUAUCGCCGUCGACAUGAAUCUCGAGGCGGGGUGCGCCCUCGGUGCUGAGGAGGAGAGAGAGGGCUCGGCGAGCACCGUGGAUUUGAAGGCGGUGGAGGGCACGUCGAGCACUGGGCGGACCACGACGGCCGACGGCAGCGGGGGCAGCCCCAGCGGGUUCCACCUGACCCCGCUGCACCAUGGGCAGAAGGAGGGCGGCGAGAAGAUCCCUGUCAUGCCCGACCUCUGGGGAUGGCUCAAGGGCGAUCCCAACCACCACAAUCAGGUGGACCACUCCCACGCCAUCCGUCAGCACAAGCACCACCAGCCCGUCGUCUGCCCCUCGCCCAUCUCGCCAAUCUCCCGGCCCUUCACCAGCAUCUUCCGCGACUGCGAGAUGACCAAGCGCCACGACGCCAAGGAGUUCCUCCCGCCAGACCUGAGGCGGCCGGGCAUCCCCAUCAUGCCGGGGCAAUUCGAGAUCGUCCCCGGCCGCGGCGAGAGAGAGACCAGGAGCAGGGAGCAGAGCGAAGACGGCAGGAGCAGUGGCCAGGUGCGCACCUAUCGCUUCGUGUCCAAUCCGCGGGCCAAGAUCGCUAUGCGACAAAGGGGGCGGGGGAGAGGGAAGAUGGGCGUCAAGCGCAUGGGCGCGGUGCUCGCCAAGGCUGCAGCGCCACCAACCACCAUCCCACCCGCACCCACGCCGCCCGGUGAGUAACUGAGUGAGUGAGUGAGUCAACAGAGGGUGUGGUACACUGUACAUUUAUUUGUCUGUGUCUGUCAUGUGUGUGUAGACGUGCGUGGUGCGGCUGGGUUCAAGCCCUCUCAGCUGCUGCGGCCCCCUUUGGCCAUCCAGCACGCCGACCUGCUGCACGCGUCCUUCACGCAGAAGCUGCAGCAGCAGGCCAAGCGGAUGAGUGUCGCCCCCGCGGUGCUGCCCAAGAAGACCACCUCGUCCAGCGUCUCCUCGCCAUGCCCCUCGGAGAGCAGCUUCAGCUUCGUCCCCUUCCGCGUGACGACACCAGCUAGUCGUGGCAGCAGCAGCAAGCCAUCCAGCAGUGAGUCGCUCCCCCUUCUGCUGUCUGUGCGCACAGGCCUGGUCCACCGCGUGCUGCACGAGGGUGCGGGGCGGGGCAGUGGGCGGCCGGGUGAUGCGGCGGCUGGGGGGCUGAAGCCCGCUUACAAGAGCCAGCGGAGCGUUACGAGCGAGAGGGGUGAGCGGCCGAGCUCGCGGCCCAGCUCUGAUGAGGAUCUGAGGGCGAUAAUGGGGCCGUUCCCCAUUGCCCUUCACGGGGGGCCGAAGAAGCCCAAGGAAGGCGCCGUGAGCACAAAAAGGCGCGCUGAAUGACUACUGGUGGGAGAGGGGGA
Vitrella brassicaformis is the source of this 3033-nucleotide messenger RNA. The record is from the annotation of a GenBank genome assembly. NCBI's taxonomy places the organism in Eukaryota, Vitrellaceae.